CUCACCUCGGCCGCUCCGCCCCAUCCUGCUCACCUCGCCGGCGGCGCUCACCCCAGCCAUCGCGCCGCUACAUUCCGCCCUCCACCUACCUUACUCCAGCCGGUGCUUGUUUAUAGCCCAGCUGGUCACCGGGUGAACACCAUUGCAGAGACUAUGUGUACAUACAAAGAUCCUGCAGCCUAGCUAGCUAGUAGCUACCCAUCUCUCCCCUCUCAGGAAGCCUGCAAUGCCGGAUCCGGUUAGCAUUACUGCUGCUGUGGGAUGGGGCGUAACCGCACUAGGUUGGCUCGCCUCGCCCAUCGUUCCCAGAAUCCUCAACAAAGGUUUCUCCUUCCUCGGCUUAAACGCGGCGGAGAAGCUCAAGAUAAUCGACACACAAGUUGUACAACUGCAGCGGGUGAUGGAAGUGGUGGACGAGAGCACUUACAGGCUUCGCUUGGAGCCACUCCUAAACGACCUUCGAUCCGCUGUCUACGAAGCCGAAGACAUCUUGGACAGUGUCGAGUAUCAGCGUCUCAAGAAGCAGAUCCAAGAUGCCAAGUCGGAAGGAAGUACGCCUCCACGUAAGAGGGAUUGGCUGAAGAAGAAGAUUCUUCCGUGUGCCAUGCCGAGCUCCCCAUUCAAAGACAAGGUCUAGGUGGUGCCGUAGCAGCCGUGCUACUGCAUGGCGCACAAUAGAGCUCGAGGGGGCGACCGCGGUAACUGCGGAGGAGCUGCUCGGUGAUCAACCAGGGGUAUUAUUGGGCAGUGGACUCCUUUGUGCUGGCCAUCACAAUCCGCCAUGAGAUGAUACUUACCAUCAGGAGGGCCGCCGACAAGAACUUGAAUAACAACCUCAAUAGUAUUAUAUGUUCUGUUGUUGUAAAUUGGAUUGCACUGGUUCCUAACCUUGUUGUGUGAUAUAUUUUGUCAAUAUAUUCAGUAAAUUUGGAUUUCAUGGAGGAUUUUAUAAACUG
Molecule: messenger RNA, 956 nt
Organism: Triticum dicoccoides
Lineage: Eukaryota; Viridiplantae; Streptophyta; Magnoliopsida; Poales; Poaceae
Exons: 3
Coding region: 227-637 (136 amino acids)
Source: RefSeq, a predicted model, not a curated record